AUGGCAAUUCAAAACAUGGAGUGGACUAUUUUCGAAACCGUAAACAGAAAAACGAUGACCGUGAGACCAAUGAUUCUAUUACAACUUGAUCAGAUAACUGAAUAUUUUAAAAAUGAUUAUAAUAUUGAAAAAGAUGCGACACUCGAAGACGUUGUAGCAAUAAUCAAAGGAAUUCAUAUUGAAUUAAUAUCUACACAUGUACCGAAGAACAAACAUAGUUUUAUAAAUCAGAUAAAACUGCUCGCAACUGACCAACUAGCAAGCAGUUGGAUGGAGAAACUCGAUAAAUCAUUAAAAGGAGUCAAAGAAAAUUACGGUCCGGAAGAUUUCUUCUCACCUCCGUUUACUCAAUUGCAUCGUCCAUGCAAACAGCCAAAGAAGACGGUGAACGAUGAAUACGAUGGACCCGUGGCGGCCAGAGACGAAACAAAAAAUUUAAAAGAUUUUUUCGAGACAUAUGAUCAGGUCAUCGAUGAACCCGACAAGAUAGCAGACAAAAACAAUUGUUUUACUCAAUAUUUGUUUUGA
This is a messenger RNA of Macrosiphum euphorbiae (potato aphid), 528 nucleotides long. The record is from the annotation of a GenBank genome assembly. Lineage: Eukaryota; Metazoa; Arthropoda; Insecta; Hemiptera; Aphididae.